This is a messenger RNA of Gryllus bimaculatus (two-spotted cricket), 768 nucleotides long. The record is from the annotation of a GenBank genome assembly. NCBI's taxonomy places the organism in Eukaryota, Metazoa, Arthropoda, Insecta, Orthoptera, Gryllidae.
AUGCAGCCACUGGCUGCUGAGCAGACCACGCCCCCGCGGACCGCUCGAGGAGGAGCAGACAGAGAGGAGAGGGAGAAUGCAAUCAAGAGGGGCCUCUGUGACUCGGCGGCCACGCCGGUCAUCUUGUCGGAGUCGCCUGCGACAGCGUGGGUGGACGGGUGCAACGGCAUGGGGCCCGUCGUGGGCAACUUCUGCAUGCAACUCGCCAUGCGCAAGGCGCAAGAAACGGGCGUCAGCGCGGUCGCCGUCAAAGGAAGCAAUCAUUUUGGAAUUUGUGCCCAUUAUGCCAACCAAGCCCUCAAAGAUGGAUUAAUUCCCUUCCUGGGCACCAACCCGCUGUGCCUGGCCGCGCCCUCCCUCUGCGGGGAUUCCUUCGUCCUGGACAUGGCCACGUCGUCCAUCACCCUCGGAACGAGAGCUAUGAAUUGCACUGCCAACGGCCCUGUUGCGUUGGGGUUGGCAGGUGGACCUGAUGAACAUCGUGGGCAAGCCGCUGCCGUCGGACUGGGCGUACGACCGGCAAGGGCGCGUGACGAGCGACCCGGCGGAGGCGCGGCUGGCGGCCAGCCUGCUGCCGCUUGGCGGGGAGGAGAAGUCGGCGGGCUACAAGGGCACCGGGCUCGCCUUCAUGGUGGAGGCCCUCUGCGGCAUUCUCGCGGGUGCGCGCACCGCCACGCCACGCCACGCCACGCCACGCCACGGCCAUCCCCCGCCACGUCACGCGGCGCCACAACACGCCACGCCACUCCACGCCCCGCCCCGCUUUGA